Molecule: messenger RNA, 14528 nt
Organism: Anarrhichthys ocellatus (wolf-eel)
Lineage: Eukaryota; Metazoa; Chordata; Actinopteri; Perciformes; Anarhichadidae
Gene: akap13a
Product: A-kinase anchoring protein 13
Exons: 40
Coding region: 4319-11608 (2429 amino acids)
Biological process (GO): adrenergic receptor signaling pathway; regulation of Rho protein signal transduction; positive regulation of canonical NF-kappaB signal transduction
Cellular component (GO): actin cytoskeleton; plasma membrane
Molecular function (GO): MAP kinase scaffold activity; guanyl-nucleotide exchange factor activity
Source: RefSeq, a predicted model, not a curated record
GGUAACUGUGUGACUGAUGUGAAUGUGACUCUGGCGUUACUUUGUAUCUUUCUUCGGCGAAGUGGUUUAAUGGCUGCUGUUUGUUUUUUUAAACGUGUUGCUUGGUAGCCAUGACAUCGUAAUUCAGAGCCCCGGAGGGGUUCAAUGGGGGAACUUCUCACGUUUCUGUGAACUCGGCGACAACGAGGACGAACCCGGCUGUCCCACAGAAGUGUAAAAUGAUACUAACGUUACACAAAAGCGGCGAAAGUACAGUGUAGGCUACGAAAUAUUCAAACUACAGCAGUUAAAAGUGAAGUAAGCUAACGUUACUACAAACUCCCCUCGUUAGCACCAAAGACUUUAAGGCCAUUAAGGAAUAUUUAAGAUGCCUAUAAAAAAGCACUUGGCAUGAUGAAAUACGAUAUGAAAAGAAAUAGUGUGAAUAUAUGGAAAACGAAUUGAAGUACGAAUUAAAGACCAAAUAUUCAUAUUAUGUUUGGAAAAGUCACACGUGACGUUGAGUCACUGUGUGGUGAUGAAGUCAAACUGGAAACGUAACGGACAAAUUAGAGAAAUUUGCCUUGCUUUGCAUGAUUAAUCAGUACCAAAUGACACAGCUCCAGAAUGGCAUAACGUCGCUUUAUAUAACUGGACAAAUGAUAAAUACUGACUAAAAUGCCCAGCUUUAACUGCCCACAUUGUAAUGAUCACAUCUGCAAUAAACAUUCCCUCAAGCACAAUAAGAUCAUCAUAAAGUCACAGUGUGACAGCACAGACACACCUCAUCUGGGACUAUUUUACUCCUCGAGAAAGGUCAGUUGCACAAGCCCUGUGUUUUACGUUAGUGGGAGGGGUCUGCACUCACGUAAAGAAGAAAAAUUAAUUUGCACUUGCUUGACCUCACCCACUUCAAAGCAUUCAACAGGACUGGGCGCGCAAACAUGGCCGCCCCUCUGGUCUCCCAUGUGGUAACACACCCAUUGGGGGAAACGCAUCUUCUUCACUUCCUGGAUGUACUUGGACCUUGUUAUUCUACUCCAGCUAUAGCGAACCACCUCAAUAAAAUGUGCCUUCACUUUCUGCCCGAGAGCAUGAAUUACAAUGGCCGGACACAGUUGUCGGUCCCUCCUCCAGCAUUGACCCUCGUCGUCACUGGUUUUGACCUCUCGGAUAUUUUGAGAAUCUGUUCCUCUUGCUGCCAUUGCGGAGGCUCUUUACACUCAGUGUUGAGGUAUUUUAUCGCUCCCUCUGUAGUCAAGCGGGCGGUCGAGUCAUCUGCCUCUUCUUGUGUCUCCAUGUGGAGGCUUUCCACGGUGGGACUGGCCUGUAAAUGGGAGCGUCUGCCUUUUGAAUGUUGGCCAAGUAGUCACUUUGCUCAUUUUGUAACUUUUAUGCAUUAAAGGGAAUUUGCUCCAGCUUUACAGUGACACACUGGGAAUCGGGCGUUACCAGUGUUCUACCGGUGGCUCCGCUGGGAGAUUGUUGGCUUUUUUUGUGCCUUGCUCAUUAGCAUGUUGUAGAGGGAAGAGCAUCCAGUGAGUGCUUGGAUUUUAACCACCAACCAUUCGGUUCAUAAACCUUCCUUUUACCACAUUUGACUCAGCUCUUUUACAACCAUUCUAAUAUGUGUGUUUGCGUAAUCUGGGCGUGUGUUACGGCAUUUAUCAAGUGUAUGUAGGUUUCUCAGCUGUUCAAAUGAACAAAAGUCUCAACAUUAUUAGCUCAUGUGGUUUUUUUGCAGUACAAUGAUUUAAAGGGACGUGUGGAGGGUUUUCAUUUUAAGAUGCUGAAUAUGAAGUUAUAGCAAAUGCUGCUGUCUUCUUAAAGCAAUCCAUAUAGUCUUAAAUGUCCUGAAUAUCAGGACCGCCGUGCUGUUUUUAAUCAGUGGAAAUGUAAGACAGUAAUGACGAUCUUUAUAUGCAAAGAAAUACAAAAGGAAGAAUGUAAACCCCAUAAUGAGAUAUCGACACAUUCCACUGAUUGCAAGCAUCAGGAAGCAGCAGACGAGGCUACAGUUGAGUUUGCAUUUUUCCUCACAAGGCUAUCAGCGGAAGACUACACAACGGUUCCUGCUAAACAAAGAAACGUAUUAGUUUAGCCUCUUACGUGUCGCUGACGGCAAACUUUUAGGCUCAGUUCUGAGGCCGUCUCCAGUCAGGGGUAAGUAUUCAGCUCCAGCACAACAGACGCAUGAAAGAGGAGUUGGCCUUCCCAUUGAGAGCACCAUAAAUUACCAGGAGGAUUCUGCCGGCUCCAAGCUGAACCCAGCCAAUUUCUCAUCCUCACAAAGCCCCUAAGUUAAUGAUGAUGGAGGAUAUGCACGGUGUCAGCCUUGUAAUUACACCAUAUUUACUAUAGAAUGGAAGGAAGUCUUACAGGUACGAGGUGGCGAGGCGGGCUGAAUUCCCCCGCUGAGAUCCACAAUGAGGCCUUGACUCGCCUUUUUUGUUAUUGUUACGACUGGGAUCACUGGAAUCCUCUCAGCACGCCGAACGGCAGCCGCACUCGUUCCCAAACAGGAGCCACCUCUGCAGCUCGUACACAGUUUGUGCCCCCGGGGUGGACUUAUCAGGCAGACUUUGUUGUUAAUUGCUACUGUGCCUGUGGUGGUUCCACAUCUUUCUAAGAACUAAAAGCAUUUGUCAACUUUGCCGGCCAGAAGUUUGUCUUAAAAUAAAGCGUGUCUCUUGUAUGAAAAUGUGCAGCAGGGAAGGCAGGACGGUGAUUUGAGAGACCGUCCUGUUACCAAUCGUACAGGAGUGGAUCAUAGCACUGCUGUGCUGUACAUUCACCUUUACACAUUAUUGUUUACAUCUACGUUCUGGUUGAUCAGAUUGGGUCUUGUAAAUAUGCAUAAAGUGUCAUCUCACUCAGGUCUGAUAAUGGGAAAAAAAGAAGUCCUCCAGAAGUGGUCAGACUUGCAUUAAUGACAAUGUGUGGAUGCUAGAAGUCUCCAUGCGGACGGAAAUAAACCAUAAGUGUGCCGAUCCACCAGGAAGCAAACAAAAAACAAAAGGAAGACAUGACAAUGCAGUGAUGCAAAUAGAUACAUACUUGCAAAAAAAAACAACAGAUUGUCAGGUUGGAUGGAGUCUAAACCAGCUGGUGUAUUCACUGUUUGGUUCAAAGAUAUCUGGAAGAAACUCUUCUCCUGUGUACGCACUGCAGUCAGAUUUCAGUAAUGCAUACAGGAGAUGAUUACCUGUGAAUGGACUCCGUCGUGGGCUGAAGUGUGAUCCUUGUUGGAAGACUUACGCCAAACACAGAGACUCCUCUCUGCUGCUGAGAAACAUAUUCUGCCCGGGUUAAAGCACUUUUUUUUUUUUUUUUUAGGGCAUUUAAUGUCUUUAUUGAUGGUAAUAAGUGAAGAGAUGACAGGAGGACAACCGAAUAAAAAGUCAGUUGUACUGGUGUAAAAGUAUUCAGGCACAUUAACAGGUACUCUUCUUAAGUACAGUUGUGAGGCACUUGUACUUAACUUAAGUGUUUUCAUUUCAUACUACUUUAUACUUCUAUAUACUUUAAUACUACUCCGCUAGAUUUCUGAGGUAUGUUUUCACUCUGCCAGAUUCAUACAGCAGCUAUCGUUAUUAGUUACUUUGCAGAUUGACAUCACACAUGCAAGAUGUAUAAUCAUUUUAUAGAAUAUGAUCCGAUGUGACAGAUUAAGAUACCAACUUUAAACAAAAGCUGUUCAAAUUAGCUCCACCUGCUCCACCAGUUGCAACAUGAAACUAUGCAACUAAUGAUUAUUUAUGGAAAUCAAUGAAUCUACAUAUUAUUUUCUCAAUUAAUUCAUAGAUUGAUAGUCUGUAAAACAUUAGAAAACAGUAACAAGUGCUCUGGCGCUAUUUCAGAAAAAAACUAUAUUUAACACAUCUCCCUAUAAUAAAUGGUUGAGGUUGAGCGGCUGUUUCAUGGACACCGUCGUCAUCCACGAGACCUCCUCUCUGUGUGUUUUCGUGGCUCUCAUUACAGCGGAUUAUUUUGUCUGUUUGAUAGAUAAAGAGAGCGGAGAGAACCACAACACUUUAAUGUGCAGAAAGCAGAGGCAGGAUAGCUGUAGUCCCACCAGUGCCACCUGACCUGUGGCCCGCAGGCUCCGCCUCUCCUGUCUGACAUCAGCGCUUUGAUCUGCCUACUGUCUGUGUUAGCACAAAGCCAUAUUUAGCUCGGUGUAAUCAGUCCGGCGAGAGCUCGCAUGUCCGCUACUCAGGGAUGCCUGCCUAGUAUAAACACACCUGCUCUCCCCGGUGGACUUCCCAUGACUUUAAUGUGCACCUGAAGGAGUCUGCUCGCAGCCGUCGUCAUCAAACAGGCCGAGGUGUCCAGGGACAUGAAACUCAACCCACAGCAAGCUCCACUCUAUGGGCGGUGUGUACUCACGGUGCAGCUCGCUGAUGAAGAGCUGGCUGCUGCUGCUGCGGAGGAGGAGGAGGAGGAGGGAGUCGACUACUUCCUGCUGUUUGCUGGCAGCACACAGAGGCACCUGACCAGCACCCUAAGGAGCAGUCAUGACACCUUGCAGGCGCUGUGUCCCGCUCAUGACUGUUGCGAGGUGGUGUCGGUCACCUUGUGUUCAGCCAGCCGAGGUGUCCCCGAGUCCCCCGAGCACCUAAAGCCCUGUCUGGGUCGCGUGGCUCCAUUGGCCGAGCAUCGAUUCAGCUUUGUCCAGGAUUUGGCUUUUGACAUGGCCCAGUUCCUGGUGAGCACGGCGGGCCGGGCCGACGGCCUGGACGGGGCGCUGCUGCUCGACGAGUGUCAGAUUCCCGUGCAGGAGUGCGAGCGUCUGGACGAGACGCUGGCGCUGGCCCUCCACCACCUCGCGCUGCCUCCCGGAUGGAGCUUACUGGGGAACAAGCGAACCAACAGCACUGACCUGAAUCCUCAGGAGACUCUGCUGCACUUCUCAGCACGUCGAGGUCUCCUUCGGGUGACGCGCUUCUUGCUGCAGCAGGCCGGAGCAGGGGAAGCACUGCGAUUGGCCAACAGACAAGGCCACACGCCCUCCGCCGUCGCAGCCCUGCGAGGACACGAACGCCUGCACGAGCUCCUCGCGCAGGCCGAGACGGACAAAGGGGCCGAGACUGUCCAGCUGGUGUCCACGGACGCCCGGGUCGUCUGCCACCUCCCCGGGCUGAACACGCACACUCUGACGCUGAGCAACCGCCCCGGCCACGACCCCCCGACCCUCCGGAGGAGCGUGGAGCAGCUGCUGCACUUGAUACGCCGUCUCCAUGCCAAGGGAGUCUCUGCACUGGAGCUGAAGUUUGAGUCCCUGCACACAGCUGCCGAAUGUUGUGAUGGCGCAGAAACCGAGAUAACCUGUCUGGAGCAACUACAGCUGCCCGCCACGGCGUCAGAGUGCCUGGACACAACAAGAGGAGGGAGCUGGGUGGAGAACUGCUCUGUGGAAAGCCGCAGCGGUGUUGAUUGUGGACAUGGUGGGACUGGCAAGACUGAGAGGGACUGGAGUUUGUCCGUGAGCGCUCCAGCGUCAGAAGUGCGGCCCCGGGAGCAUGGCCUCAGCCCCCCAGCGGACUGGGUGUGUCUCGGCUCAAACACUGGGAGAGAUUGCUACCAGACGGAGCAGCAGCAGGGAAGGGAGCAGCUCGUGGUUUCCACACAGAGUUUGAGUUCGUGUGACAGGAGUGAAGGAGCGCAGAGCGGGGAAGAAGGGGCGAGCCUCACCGUGGGAAUCCCACCGCCGGCGAGCGGUGAUAAGUGGGCAGAGGAAACUGAUAGAGGAGAGGCCGUGAUCUGGGAAGGACAAGAGGCCACGAAGGGAGAGGACAAAUCAGAGCAGGAAGCAGAGGACAGCACAGCUACAAGGAGAGAGGAGGCGACCAACUCGGAGUCAACAGAUCUAGUAAAGCACUGCGGAGACACAAAGACGUCGGUCAUGGGCCAGUCGCCAUCAUCAGAGGGCUCAGGGGUAUCCGACGCCUCCGAUUCUGAAAUGAAGGAGUGCUCUCAGGAAGGCGGGACUAGUGGGAGACUUAGCCAGGAGCCCUGUGUCGGACUCUCUUUCCAGGAGGAGCAGCCAGAGCGUGAGGGGUUAACAGACCUUGUGUCAAACCCAGAGGGCCUCCCCAACCCUCCUCCGAUAGACUGCGGCGAUGUAAUUAGGGAGCCUGAAUCCGCUGUUCCACGCCUUCUGAUAGAAGGCCUCCACGAGGGGGAACCCACGCCAGACAUAAACAGCCUGGAACAAAACCAGGAAACAGCUGGCAGGGAUUACGCCACAGAGCAGCCGGGGGGCUCGGCUCCAGAAACUGGGAACUGCACUGGAACAGCGAGCGAUGAAGAGCUAGCGGGUGAAGACGCAGCCGAACCUGGACCCGGAUACGGUAUCGAAAGCACCUGUUUGCCCAUGGAGGAACCUGACACUACAGCCGAUAGCCGGACUGCUGGUAACUCCAAGGAGGAGCCGUCACCUGGAAUGACGCCCGGCUCCGGCGAUAGCCCCGCCGAUCAUGAUUCAGGGAUGACCCGCGGCCUCUCCAGCGACGACGAUGUCAGUUUCCAGUCAGUCGGAAGCUCCACGACAGAUAUAUUCCACCCCACUCUGGACAACGCUAGUAUGGAGGAUCAGGACGUGCUUCAAACCACGACGGCAGAUCUGUCGUCGACAGGAUUCACCAUGGAGGAACCAAAUGAUUCAAACCAGAGGGAAAGCGGCGAAUGCACACGAAUGAGCGUGGACGCAGGGCUCCCCACUGCCAGUGCACCGACAGUGACAGACCGCAGCCAGGCCGGCACUGAGCCUGAGUCACAACUGUCUCCGGGCCUCAACACAAUGGAGGCUUUGAAUCUUGAAGGGACGGGAGAGAAACUCUCCCCAGAACUUCCCAAAGGGGAUCUGUCGCUAGGUCCGGCGUUGUCAGAGAGCGGGGAUGCCGGCGACUCUAAGCUGAACACAGGGACUGAGCGUUCGGAGUCAGAGGUCACCAGUAGGGUUUUAUCUGAACCCGAUCAGUCUGUCGCAGGAGGAAGUGAAGGAGGCCAUCAGUCAACAGAGACCUGUGGCGAAUCUGCAGUGGCCUCAGCUGAAAAGAGUGGAGAAACGCAACCCGAGCAGGAUAAUUCUGAGAUGACAUCGGAUGUGAGGUCACCCGAUGAGGAUCGGAUCAUUGCGUCAUCAUCGCAAGGUGCCACCGCCUUGGAAGGAGAGCCAGCUUCUCCUCGCCCUGAGAACGAGGUGACUGAAAACCCAAAGACUCCCGAUGCUGUGGACGGAGCAUCGCGAGGCCGCAACGGUGCCGUUCAAGAGGUGGAAGUCAUCAUGUCUGCAGAAACAGUAAUUGGUGCAGCGGAGGAAGAAAAUGACCCCCCAGAGGAAACAGACGUCUCCACGAUCCACCGAGACAGAGAGGCGUCGUUCCAUCAGCCCUGCAACACUCAGCACUCAGGAUCCUCACGGCCUCCAGCGUUCCCCAGUUUGCCCAGCAGAACCAGCAGUGCCACCAGCUGUCCUUCCGCAGCUAACAGAGACUGUGGCAGCGACAUCGACAGCCUCCUGAACGCAGAGCCAGGAUAUGACAGCGUCUUCAGAAAGAACGAUGAACCAGUGACAGGAGGAGACAGCGCCAGCGAGGUCUCCGUCUCCUGUUCCUCCACAGACGACGCCGCCAGUGUCGGCCCGUCCAGCUCCAGUCUCGAGGGCAGCCAGGGCCUGGAAUGCAGCUGGAGCCCAGAGGAGGCUGGGGCUCCGAUCGCUGCAGGACUAGACAGUGGUGGUGGUGGUCUUGGAGGAGCUGGGGAAGCUGAAGAAGAAGCCAAAGACAGAGUGACGGAGGUGCCACGGCGCUCCAGUAUCCUCCGGAACAGCAUCCGCUCCCUGUCGCCCCUUCGCCGCCACAGCUGGGGUCCCGGAAAGAACAACGGAGGAGACGCAGACAUGAACCAGAGAAGCUCCGUCCAUAGCCCUGGUGAGAGGAAGCCGACCUUUCACAGGAGAAGCUACAGCCUGGAGGGGCUCAGCGGAGCCCAGGAAGAGCCGAGGAGCCCCACCGCUCAGGGGCCCCGAAUCCUGGAGCCUUCAAGGAUGCCCCGGCAUUACAGCGAUGACAGGGGCUCCCUGGUGUCUCUGACAGAGGAGCGGGAGGAGCUGGGGCAGCAUGGCAGAAUGCAUGACCUGAAAUCAAGGCGGUAUCGGCCUCUGCGAAACAGCUGUCCUCCCAUGACCCUGCCCCUCACCAAGUCCGUAUCCAUGCUUGCCAUCAGCCAGAGAGACAUUGAUGUGGGACACCUAAGACGUAAGAGGCGAAUUUCCUUCUCUUUCAGCCUUUCCCCCAUCCUCACCAAAUCUAAGUCUCAGUACCUUUAUGGGGACUCCUCAUCUAGCGAUGAUGAGGAUAACUUGAGAAUGAGGUCGUUGUCCAGCGCCUCUGGGUCGCUAGCGUACAGUAUAUCAGAGGAGGAGCCGGGCCCUCUGCGGAGCGACACCGAGGGAAAGAGCGUGACGAAAGUCAGCCGAACAUUCAGCUACCUCAAGAACAAGAUGUACAAAAAGACCAGGGAAAAAGACCGCGAUAAAAGGGAGAAGGACAAGGAGGUCAAGGAGAAGGACAAGAAGGCGAUCAACGGCCAUCUAUUCACACCAGUCAGCUCAGGCCAGGCAGACCAGUGCUUCCAGUGCAAUAAGGCUUUCAACGGCAAGGAGGCGUUCCAGUGCACGCACUGUAAUGCCUCCGUCCACAAGAGCUGCAGGGACAGCCUGCCUGUUUGUGCCAAGGUGAAGAUGAAGUUGCCCAAACAGCAGUUUGCAGUACCAGAUUCAAGCACUUUUCCUACAGUCACGAUGAGGAACAAAUCUGGUGGGACAAGGGAGCGCCCCUGGUCUGCAAUCUUGUCCCCCGAAGACCAUUCUUCCCUGAUGAACCCAUCACGGAGACACACCAGCAUCAUGGCUUUCCAUGGCAACAACCUCUCCAAGAGUCUCUCCAUAAGCAACAUCGCUGGUCCGGUGUUCGACGAAAUGCCCAUUAAAGGCCUGCGGUAUCUCUCCCAGUCUACUGACUCCCUCAACAGAACCAACCAGGUCACAGAGUCCAUGGAAUCACUCACUGAUGAAGGGACGGAGAUGAUGGACGGCCAGCUGAUGGGGGAGUUUGAGGCAGAGGCCAAGGAGCUGGAAGCUGACUCCUGGAGUUUAUGUGCGGAGCAGCAGUACCGGCAGCAGCUGGACAAAGAGCUGGUGAAGAGACAGGACGUGAUCUAUGAGCUGAUGCAGACGGAGAUGCACCACAUCCGGACGUUGCGCAUCAUGUCCGAGGUCUACAGCAAAGGCCUGCAGAAGGAGGUGCAGCUGGAGCUGCAGACGGUGGAGAAGCUGUUCCCCGCUCUGGACGAGCUGCUGGAGCUCCACACGCAGCACCUCCUCCGGCUCCUGGAGAGGAAGAGGGAGAGCCAGCUGGAGGAGGGGAGCUCGGAGGGAGGCUUCAUCAUUGACAGGAUAGGGGACAUCCUGGUCAGCCAGUUCUCAGGGUGCAACGGCGAAAGCAUGAAGAGGGUUUAUGGAAGAUUCUGCAGCCGCCACAACGAAGCCGUGAACUUCUACAAGGACCUCCUGACCAAAGACAAACGCUUCAAGGCCUUUAUCAAAAAAAAGAUGAGUAGCAGCAUUGUGCGGAGGCUUGGUAUCCCAGAAUGCAUCUUGCUGGUGACCCAGAGGAUAACAAAGUACCCGGUGCUAAUUCAGAGAAUGCUGCAGCACACUAAAGAAGGCGAGAAAGACCACGAGGACCUGACGGACGCUGUCCGGCUGGUGAAGGAGGUGAUUGCCGCGGUCGAUAGCAAGGUGAACGAGCACGAGAAGAGACACCGCUUGAAGGACUUCCAUGGCCGCAUGGACAUCAAGUCCAUCAUGAUGACGAAGAGUGGCCAGAUCUUUGCCAGAGAGGAUCUGCUGAGGAGGAGGCUGAUCCACGAUGGAGUGCUGCAGCUGAAGAACAGCCAGGGGAGACUGAAGGAUGUACACGCUCUGCUGCUGUCGGACGUCUUCGUCUUCCUCCAAGAGAAAGACCAGAAAUAUGUCUUCGCCAUGCUGGACCAGCGCUCCACGGUCAUCUCCCUCCAGAAGCUGAUCGUGAGGGAGGUGGCCAACGAAGAGCGCGGCCUCUUCCUCAUCACCGCGGGCAUCGAGAAGCCAGAGAUGAUGGAGGUCCUGGCCAGCUCCAAGGAUGAACGCAACACCUGGAUGCAGCUCAUCCAGGAGGCCAUGCAGUCCAUGGAGAAAGAUGAAGACGAAGGGAUUCCCAGUGAGACGGAAGAUGACAAGAGACAACUGGAGACGAAGGCCAAGGAGAUGCGAGAUCUGUUGAGGCAGAAGGACACAGAGAUCAUGUCUCUGCUGGAGGAGAAGGUGCAGCUCUUCAGGGGGAUGUGGGAGCCUCUGAACCCAGGCGAGGAGGUCUACCGGCAGGUCCAGCCUUUCUUCAGGUCGGCCUGCAGCCUGGAGCCACCCAGGGGGGCGUCCAUCAUGUCGGAUGCCCUGCAGGAAGUGGAGACGCUGCAGGGGCUGGUGAACGGCAGCCUGGGCGGGGCGAUAGCCAGCGUCCAGGAGGGAGGGGUAGCGGGGGCGGUGUGUUUGCCCCGUCGUGCCGAGACCUUCGGAGGCUUCGACAGCCACCAGAUGCACAGCAGCAGGAGUGGAGACGGCGAUGAGAGCGAGGAUACGGCGGGAGAUCUGCGCAGGACGGAGUCCGACAGCGUUUUAAAGAAGGGAGGAAACGCCAACCUGCUACUGAAGAGGAACAGUGAGCAGGUCCUCCAUCGUGUCUCCAAUCUGCAUCUCCUGCUCAGCACCCUGCAGGCAGUGGUGGUCCAGCAGGACAGCUUCAUCGAGGACCAGCGGCAGGCCCUGAGCGAGCGCUCCUCUGCCUCCUCCUCCUCCUGCGCGUCGUCGUCGCGGCCGUCCUCGCGGCCCAGCUCGCUGAUCGAGCAGGAGAAGCAGCGCAGCCUGGAGAAGCAGCGGCAGGAGCUGGCGUCGCUGCAGAGGCAGCAGGCGGCUCACGCCGAGGAGAAGAGGAAGCGGGAGAAGGAGUGGGAGACGAGGGAGCAGCAGCUGACGGAAAGGGAGGGGCAGGUGCACGUACAGCAGGAGGAGGAGGUCCUGAAGCGGCAAAAGGAGCUGGAGGAGGAGAAGCAGGGCCUGCAGGGUAGAAAGGAGGAGUACCAGAAAGACCUGGAGCGGCUGAGGGACGCCCAGAGGAAGCUGGAGAGGGACAGAGAGGCCGUGCAGCGGCAGCUCGACAACAUGGAGGAGCUCCGCCUGUCUGAGAGGGCUUCCUCUACGACGUCGGAUGAAUCCCAGUUCCCCAGCAGCUCCCAGUCUCUGGAGCUGGACCCGCCGGAGCUCUCCUCCUCCUCCUCCCUGCUGAGGUCUAAGCCCAAAGGGAAAGGCCUCAAUCCCUUCACCUCAUCCUCCACCAACCUCAAAGGCGGCGAAGCCAACAGCCAGAUGUCAAAAAGCCUGCUGCAGCUGGCCAAGAACAAGAGCAAAGAGGGGAAGGAGAAGGAGAAGGAGAAGAAGAAGAAGAAGGGCAAAGGGGGGAGCACGCCGGAAGCAGACCCCUCGCACCUCCCGGAGCCUCCUCUGGAUGGAGAGAUCUUCUUCUGCUGAGAGACGUGGUUCUCCUCCUCCUCCUCAUCAUCAUCAACCAGUCACAGCCAUUCAGGAGGAAUAUGUUACUGCCAAGUAGUAAUACAUUCAUCUCCAUGCGUAAUACUGCAGUGUACUACCAGGCUUUUUGGCACCUUGAAAAGACUUUUAUUCUCCGCAUUAUGAGGUAGAGCAAUUUAACAUUAAAUGCAACAAAAAGACAGGAAAAUAGAUUUAUUUUUUGUAUCGUAAAAUCCACUGCUUUUAGUCUCUGGGAAGUCUAAUGCUUUAGGGAUUCUGUGCGCGAGUAGACAUGCAUACUUGCAUGAAAAACGGGCAACGUGGAAUAGCUGCACAUUUUGGGGUAUUCGGUUUCCUUUUCCAAAGACACCAUGGUUACGUGAUUCAUUUCUUCAUUUGGAGGAAUCAUGAAUUUGUGAGCAUCAAAUCGAAAGCGUUUCACAGCAGGCCGCCCUCACAAGCUCUGCCAAGUGCAUCUCAGGCUCCGCUGCCUUUUCCAGUUUUUCCGGUGUUUGUUGCGGCCCCGGCCUUUCAGCGGUCCGUCCUGGUGUAGAGUUGCACACCAACACACACAGCCGAUACCCAAAAGGCCAAAAGUGGAAAUAGAAAUGAAUGCCAACAAGCUCCGGGUGGCACUGGAAGCUCAUCACUCCUGAUCAUCUAUUCUUGACAAUUAAUCAGAAGACUGAAGCCACGGAGGAAAAUCUGCCGAAACCAGGUGUCCUCGCAACAUGUCUCAAUCAAAAGAAAGAAAUGCUACUGUAUGGAAAACAUUCCUUUACUCACUGCUUGAAAGGCAGGUUUGGUCCACGCAUUUUGCCUCCUGUUAGUACUUAAAGUGGAAUUGAAAUACCUUCGGUAAUCUUCUAUAAAGACUUUAUGCCAUCAAUCGUGUUCCCUGGCUCCGUGUUAAUUUAUUUGAAGAAUGAGCAUCUCCAUUUUGGAGUGAAACUCUUCAGAUGCGUGCGUCUCCUUUUCCAGACUCAACAGUGAUGAAAGGACAGAGACAUCUUCCGGUGUCUAAUGGAUCAAUUCAUAUCCUUUAGUGUGUUUCAGAGCCGUGGAUGGAUAUUAGCCUGAUCCUUGCUUUAUCUCCCUGUCAAUGGGCUUUUACGCGGCCCUCAUCUCAUCCCAGCGCUGACGAGUGGAGCUUUCCUUUUCCUUUUCUUUUUUUUUUAUUGCGUGUAACUCUGCAGGUAGCAUACUAAUGGCUCCUGUGUGUGAGAGUGCAGCGGUUCUGAUAAUAGACUCUGUGAAUGCACGCGCCUGAUGCUUUCAGAAUACAGGGGGCUGUUAAUCAAGGGACAAAGCAGCUGGUUAGAGGAAGUAAACACACCAAAUGACGCUCUGUUUGGACGUCUAAUCAGGAAAACCGGCUCAGUGUCUGAUCAUUUCAAAUUAACCGACACUCAUUGGUGUUGUGAAGCACUUUGGUCCAAAUAUGUUCAUGCAAUUUUCUUUUUUUUAAUCAGUGUGAGAUAUCAAUCAAGGAGAUCUUUGUAUUCUGUAUUUCUUUUUGUAAAUCGAGGGAUUUGAUGCUCACAAAAAGCAACGGCGAUCCAAAGCGAGAUAACGUGUUGAAGUACAUAAAAGACGCUGCGUUUUGUUGAAACGGGGGACGGUAGCUUUUAUGUAGUGCUCCCACGGUGACUUGUCUAACGUGUCUAAUUUCUUUAAGCCUGUGUUUUAUCCCCACUAAGCCCAGAUUGUGGGCCCCACACACACACACACACACACACACACACACACACACACACACACGCACUACCUGCUGGACAGGUAGGAAGUAAAAAACAGAAGAAGUUUUAAAAAAAGAAAAGGACCAUUUUCCGGUGAAUUACAGAGCAGCGCCACUGAACUGCUUUCCGGCUGCCUCUUUUGUCUCGUGUUUAAGUGCUCGUCUGUUAACUGUGUCGAGGAUUUGACUUUGUGUCCGGGCCUGGUUUUAUUAUAGUGUGUCUUCUAAGAGGCUUACGAGGCCAGCCAAUUAGUUGCUUCAUGUCUUUUGUUUAUGGCUUUUUGGAGUAAUCCUGUCAAAGAAACAGAGAGGAAUGGGCUUCUUGUUUUGUUUCUCGGUUGCUUUACGUGUGUUUCUGACCACUAGGGAGCACUGCACCUGUGACUAAAUGUGUUCCCUCCCUCACACAACAACAACUAGAAAGUAUGAAACUCUGUUUUUCUUCAAUUUUUUCUUCAUAUUCUUCCUGCUGUGAGAAAUGGACCUAUAUUUCUCAGCAGGUCAUCCAUCGCCGUACAGAGAUAAUGUGAUGAGAGUGGGCUCUCACGCUCUGUGACAUUUUGCCCACUGCAUUUGUAAUUGACUGCCGACACAAAUAAGUUAAUAAGUUGUCAGAGAUUGUAAUUGGUUAUUUUCGGUGGAACCAGUCAGCGGCAGCUUUAUUGUGGGGAAAAAACAAAAAAAACGAAGACAUAGCGGUCGGUGGGAGCGACCUGGCAGAACCACAAACCUCUCUCUGUAAAGGACAAUCAGCAGACACGAGUCAGGAAACUCCCUCUCUGAUGAUGAUGAUGAUGAUGAUGAUGAUGGGGCUGUCCAUGAGACGGUUGCGUCCACCAGGUGAACCCUGCGUAGCCUUAAAUCUUAAACGAUAAAAUGCACUAGAGUAGAGCCGAGCAUCUUCUCAGGAGAGAGAGAUCAUUUAUACCUCUGCUUUGAGACGAAGGAAGAGUUUUGCACCGUAAAAGUGGUGCAGAUUUGUUUCAUUCCCAACAAUGUAAAAAAGGGCAAAGACAAAUAUGUAAAUAUGAUUUAUGUAUAAAACAAAUCAAAUGUACAAAAAAAAGAAGUUUCAUUUGUGAUCUAUUACAACAUUUUGUAAGAAUGUUUUAUUUAUGUUUUAUUCUCACCCAUGGGGUGAUGUAAAGUCACAUUUCUCUCAUAAUAAACAAAAAAAAAUCA